Coniosporium apollinis CBS 100218 is the source of this 1761-nucleotide messenger RNA. RefSeq lists its product as uncharacterized. The coding region runs from base 1 to 1761 and encodes 586 amino acids. NCBI's taxonomy places the organism in Eukaryota, Fungi, Ascomycota, Dothideomycetes. The record is from RefSeq and is a predicted model, not a curated record. Gene Ontology annotation, biological process: L-leucine catabolic process; ketone body biosynthetic process. Gene Ontology annotation, molecular function: hydroxymethylglutaryl-CoA lyase activity. The transcript is spliced from 2 exons.
AUGGGCGAUGUCAGGAUUGUUGAAGUCGGCCCACGAGAUGGCCUCCAGAAUAUAUCUCAAGUCGUUCCUACCGAAGUCAAAGUUGAACUGAUCGAGCGACUCGCCCGCUGUGGUCUUUCUAUUAUCGAAGCAACUUCGUUCGUCUCACCUAAAUGGGUCCCUCAGCUAGCUGAUGCUAGGCAAGUCUUGCAACGUAUUCGUCCGUUAAUGCAGCAGCCCGAGAGACGCUUUCCGGUGCUCGUCCCGAAUGUGCAAGGACUGGACCUCGCACACCAAAACGGAGUUAGCGAAGUAGCAGUUUUUAUAUCGGCAACAGAAGGGUUUAGCAGGCGGAAUAUCAACUGUAGCGUUGAUGAGUCCCUGGAGAGGGUCAGGAUGGUUGCAAAAAAGGCUAGUACUCUGGGUAUCCAAAUGAGAGGAUACGUCUCAUGCAUCUUUGCUGACCCAUACGACGGUCCCACGCAGCCCAGCCAGGUCAUCAGAGUUACCCAGGCCUUACUGGACUCCGGAUGCCACGAAAUCAGCUUGGGCGACACCACUGGUGUGGGAACACCUGCAGACGUGAAAAAACUUUUCGAGGAAAUGCUGAGGGUAAUUCCAGCAUCCAGACUAGCCGGGCACUUCCACGAUACAUACGGUCAGGCAAUCGCAAAUGUCGUGAAAAGCUACGAAAUGGGAAUCCGAACCUUUGAUAGCAGCGUUGCUGGGCUUGGAGGCUGCCCUUUCGCCAAAGGCGCGAAGGGCAACCUCGCCACCGAAGAUCUGGUCUAUACACUGCAGAAGAUGGGCUUGUCAACCAGUAUCAGUUUAGACGAGCUCGUGUCCACCGGCACCUGGAUAUCCCAGAAACUAUGCAUUCCGAAUGGAAGCCGGGCGGGUGCUGCACUUGCAGCAAGAGCUGGUGACAGAGAGACCGCCAACGCCUCGAGAAGCACAUCAGGAAGUCGUUGGGCACUCCUCAGAUCCACAGACGAGUACCGUGUGGAUCGUAGAGGAGCGAGUAUCAAGAUCUGCCUAACAAGGGCAAGGAACGGGAACGCCCUGACGAGCUCAAUGAUAAAAGGUUUGACUUCGCUGUUCAAGGAGUUUUCUAGAGACAAUAGUGUCUUCCACAUCGUAUUAACAGCAGAAGGCAAGUACUUUUGCACCGGCAUGGACUUAAGCAAGAACAAUGAAUCUCCUGAACAGCAAUUCUCAAGACUCAGAGGUCUUUUUGAAGCGAUCGACGACUGCCCGAAAACGACUGUUGCAGCUGUCAAUGGGCCUUGCUUUGGGGGCGGAGUUGGCCUCGUCUCUGUGUGUGACUUGCGGGUUGUCGCUUCAAACGCAACUUUCAAGCUCAGCGAAGUUCAGCUCGGUCUCUGUCCUGCUGUCAUCUCCAAAUAUGUUAUCCGGGAAUGGGGUGGUAGUUUUGCUCGAGCAGCAAUGCUGACGGCGCGGGAAGUUAAGCCGUCAGAGCUGGCGGCUAUUCACGUUGUCUCUGCAGUCGUUGAGGACCAGAGGGCCUUGGACAGAAAGGUGGAGGAAGUUCUGGAUCGCUUGCGCUUUGCUGCGCCGCGUGCGUCGGCUUUGUGUAAAGAGCUUGUGAGGAGUGCCUGGGUUGAUGGCGGUCAAGAGCAACAGGCAAAGACAAUCAAAGGGGCCUUUGAUUCUAUGAUGGCUGAAGACUCGGAGUCUACCUAUGCUCUCAGUCAAUUCCGAAAAGGGAUCAAGGGGAUUGACUGGGAAGCAUAUUCUCAAAGAGCGCAGUCCAAGCUUUGA